CUUAUUUAUUUUCAGACGACGUGAAGAAGUGGAUUAUCUUUUCUAUGGGCAAGUGAUGUGGACUGAUAACCGCGUGAUCUUGUGUACUUUCGGCUAUAUUCAUAUUCGCCCACCGACCGGGUUUUCAAACGGUCUGAAGGAAGCUUGAUACGAUGCCACCGUCAAUCACUGUAAAUGAAUUCAUUCGCGAGACUCGCGAAGAUUUCUCGUCUCCGACCACGUCAACAUUUGUACACCGCAUACCUCAAUGCCGGCAAACGAUCUCAGUUUUGGAUGAAUCUCUGGAACAUGACCGGGAGGGCUUGGUGAAGUUGAAGAAAGCCGUGAAAGCUGUCUACAGCAGCGGGAAGUGUAAGAAACCGCACAUGGACAAUGAGAACUACUUUUCGCAAUCUCUAGAGAAGAUGGGUAUGAUCUCAGCCACCCAAGACUACGACAAGGAUCUGGCUCUCGCGUUCAACAAAUUUUCCGUCGUGACCCGGGAUCUGUCAACCCUUACCAAGAGUCUCAUGGACCGCCUCAACUCCUCAGUGCUCAUCCCUCUGGACUGUUUCAUCAAGGGCGAGUUUCGAGAAGUCAGUGGCGACAUGCGGCGUCCCUUUGACCGAGCCUGGAAGGACUAUGACGCCAAAUUCGGUCGAAUUGAGAAAGAGAAGAAGCUGCAAGCCAAAGAAGCCGGUUUGACUCGUUCCGAGAUCACAGCAGCCGAGAUCGCCGAUGAGAUGGAGAAGGAACGCAAGAACCUUCAGUUGAAGAUGUGCGAGUAUCUGCUCAAGUUCAACGACAUCCGGACCAAGAAGGGCGUGGAUUUGCUGCAGAAUCUCAUUGGCUACUAUCACGCGCAAAUCACCUAUUUCCAAGAAGGUCUGAAGACUAUCGAGCACUAUCGUGACUAUUUCUCGGAUCUGGCAUCCAAGGUGCAAAAGGUUCGGCAGUACGAAGAAGUGGAGAAAAAGCGGCUUACGGAGCUGAAAACCCUGUUGAAACCCACGGAGAAGGACAUUCCGCAUCCGAUUGCAGGCAAUUCGCAACCCGCUGGCUAUAGUUUGCAUCAGCUUCAGGGCAAAAAGGAACACGGAACCACGAAAGUUGGGUAUCUCUUGAAGAAAUCCGAAGGAAAAAUGCGAAGAGUGUGGCAACGAAGGAGAUGCGAAGUGAAUGAAGGAUUCCUGUUCAUUUCCCAUUCGGACGAGAACAAACCGCCGACGAAGAUCAACCUGUUGACGUCUCAGUUUAAAACCGUGCCGGAUGAUGAAAGAAGCUUUGAUCUGAUUGCUUGUAAUAGAACGUACCAUUUCCAAGUUGAAGGAGAAGACACUGCUUGUAUGGAACGGGAAAGGGAGGCCUGGGUGUCGGUUCUCAUCAAUUGCCGUGACAGUCAGCUAAAAAACGCGUUUCAGUCAAAUGGUCCGUCGAGUUGCCUUGGGUCAGCAGAGAAAGACGACGGAAGACUUGGCCACAAACUCAGUGCUUCUCUGCGAGAAAUGCAGCAACAAAUCACGAAACAGAUCCUCAAACUGCCUGGAAACGAUCGCUGCGUUGAUUGUUUUGGUCAAAACGAUGCAACGUGGAUUUCGACGAACUUCGGAGUCGUCAUGUGCAUCGAGUGCAGUGGAGUUCACAGGGAUUUGGGAGUUCAUAUUUCUAGGGUUCAGAGUCUGACACUGGACCACGUUGGUACAGCACAGCUCUUGAUUGCGAGGAACAUGACGAACCUUGCCUUCAACGAAGUCAUGGAAGCGUAUUUCCCUGCUGGUUGUCCUGCCAAACCAAAACCCAACAGUUCUAUGUAUGAUUCCAUUCAAGAAUUUUCAUCAAUGAAACUUUCCGAAUUGAAAUAUGUGGAAGAGAAGAGGGUUUUUAUUAGAGCCAAGUAUGUUGAGAGAAAGUAUGUAGUGCGAACGACGUAUGAUCAAAGCGAACUUCUGACGGAUCUUGAAGCUGCGGUCACUUCGAGACAUGUGACCCAGCUUUUGCAGGCCUGGGCCGAAGGAACCGACAUUUGCUCUCCUCUUCCCUCGCGAAGUUGUUCGUGCCUAUCUCAUCUCGUGUUCAUUUGCGUGUUUCAGCCAAACGAAGAAACAGCUUUGCACUUGGCAGUUGAGCAAGAAGACGGCAGGUCUCUGCACAUCGUGGACUUUUUGGUGCAGAAUGCCGCCGCGGCGCAGGUGUCGGGCGUGGACGUGGCGACGACUGCCGGCGACACUCCGCUGCACCUGGCCGUCCGUCGUGGCCAGGUGGAUUGCAUGAAGCUGCUGCUCCGCUCUGGCGCAGACCCGAAUGCGGAAAACGCCGACGGGCAAAGUCCCAUGCAUCUCGCCAAGCAAAUGCACUUGGCCAGUGCCGAGGAACUCUUGAAUCAUGCUCUGGAAGGUAAAAAGGUGCUGUUUGAGAACGUCACAAUCGACUGGACGACGUUACCGCAAGAAGAGCCUUCCACGGAUUUGUCCGACGACGACAUCGCUGUGGACUCUGACUUUUCUGCUGUCGUCGGGGCUGCCAACCGGGCAUCGUCGGUGUUGAGUGGAGCGACGGUGAGGGCACAAGGAGGAAGUGGAGGAGCUAGUAAAAGUGUGGCCAGAACAACCAGCUCUGUGGUGCCCGAGAUUAGUCCGACGCAGAGGAGACAGAGAUCUCAGACGGAGACCUUGUGGAGAGGCUCGAAUGUAGAUGUCACCUCUCCAGGUUCAAGUCAAGGACUGGCGUCGAUGAAGAAACGAGCUGCGCCAAGACCACCUCCUGGAUGGAUGCCCUUGGAACAGUCGCAGAGGAGAAAGUCGUCUUCUUCAGAUACUGGUGGUCAUGGUUCCAAAUUACACUUGGCUGGUGCUAGGUUAGUGUUGCCACCCGGAGAAAUGCCAGCCCUGAAAUCAGCGAGUGGGAAAAGUGCGGGUGCAGUGGCGAAAAUGGCGAAUGGACAGUCCAUCGAAAGCCUCAAUUCCGUGCUGUCUUCGGAUGACAAUCCCCAGCCACCUCCGAGAAAAAGGGGAGAUCAGUUGACACCGAGAGCCAAACGAUGUCGAGCGUUGUACGAUUGUGAGGCCGAUAACGAAGAUGAGCUCACUUUCAGGGAAGGAGACUUGAUAGUGAUCACAAACACAGAAACGGACGACGAAAACUGGUUGGAGGGCCACAUUGAAGGAGAUCCGACCAAAGCUGGUUUGUUCCCGCUUUCCUUCGUCCACUUGUUGCCCGAUUGAAGCGAUUGCCAAAGUUUUCCUCGUGCU
Molecule: messenger RNA, 3227 nt
Organism: Notodromas monacha
Lineage: Eukaryota; Metazoa; Arthropoda; Ostracoda; Podocopida; Cyprididae
Source: the annotation of a GenBank genome assembly